This is a messenger RNA of Saimiri boliviensis boliviensis (Bolivian squirrel monkey), 1624 nucleotides long. RefSeq names its product interferon lambda-4. Gene Ontology annotation, biological process: innate immune response; cell surface receptor signaling pathway via JAK-STAT; positive regulation of immune response. Lineage: Eukaryota; Metazoa; Chordata; Mammalia; Primates; Cebidae. Gene Ontology annotation, molecular function: cytokine activity. The record is from RefSeq and is a predicted model, not a curated record.
GUUGCCCAGGUGGAGACUGCUCUGGACGCCUCCCAGGGAACAGCGGACGGCAACACUUGCCGCAGCUCGAGGCACAGAGGGUGCACUACAGGCAGGAGUGGGGCAGAGGCCGAGGCGAGGAGGGGACCGCCCCAGCCGUUUCUCCCCUGCGUGUGCUGCGCCUUCGCGCUCGGAGCAUCGCCUCCCCUUGCGAGCCUGACCCAAGGCCGGGGCUGGACGCGUGGGCCCCUCUCUUUGGCCUCCCUGACGUCCCUGGCCUCCUGCAGGAGCAGAGAUGCGGCCAAGUGUCGCGGCCGCGGUGGCCGCGGGGCUGUGGGUCCUGUGCACGGUGGGUGCGGCGGCCCCCCCGCGCUGCCUGCUCUCACACUACCGCUCGCUGGAGCCCCGGACGCUGGCGGCGGCCAAGGCGCUGAGGGACCGCUACGAGGAAGAGGUGCUGAGCUGGGGGCGGCGCAACUGCUCCUUCCACCCCAGGAGGGAUCCUCCGCGGCCGUCGUCCUGCGCGUGGCUCCGACACGUGGCCCGAGGCAUCGCGGACGCCCAGGCGGUGCUCAGCCGCCUGCACCGCCCGGAGCUGCUCCCUGGCGCCGGCCGGAUCCUGGAGCUGCUGGCGGCCGCGGGGAGGGACGUGGCGGCCUGUCUCGAGCUGGUCCGGCCGGGCUCCUCCAGGAAGGUCCCCGCGGCCCCGAGGAGGCGUCGCAAGCCGCAGAGAGCUGUCUCGCCUCGGUGCCGCGAAGCCCGCGUGGUCUUCAACCUCCUGCGCCUGCUCACGUGGGAGCUCCGGCUGGCGGCGCGCUCGGGGCCUUGCCUCUGACCCCGCCCCUUCCGCCAGCUCCGAAACCUCCACGCCAUUGGCUGCCGAAAGUGGCCCCUUUCGCCCAUUGGCCUGACCAGGUGAGGCUCUCAGCCAAUAGGCACUGAGGCACAGGAACUUCUCUGCAGCCUUGGGCCUGACUUGGAGCCUCUGUCUCGGACACGAGAGGCGCGGGUCCUUCCUCCAGGGAACAGAGCGCCGUUCCCCAGGAAGCAGCGAUGUUUCCUCGGGGUGCAUUGUGCGAUCCUCCAAGGGCUGCUGUAGCAGGAAGAGACUUGUGCUCUAGAAACUGUGGUUGACCCCAGGCACGGCACCAGUUCCUCCUUGUGUGGUUACCAGGACACCCCCAAACCCGGGGCCCAACCCUGGAUUUGUAGCCCCACAGCCAGCUUUGGGAUUCUGUGAAUCUGUGACUCUUGGAUCCAGCAUCUGGGGAGUAGCAUUCCCUGAGGAAUUUGGUAGUGAAAUCCAAGAGUCCUUACUUGACCGUAGUUCUUUAGAUUCCCUGACCUCUGUUGUUUGUAUUUGUGAAAUUCCUGUGUAUUUGCUGUUCCGUCUCCUGGUUUAUUAAAGUUAUUAAAGAGUGUUUUGAUUGCAUUGGUUGUUUUCCGUAGGAUGGUUCUGAGGUGCACCUUACAGCAAAAAUAGAGGCUGAGCCAGGGACUCAGGUGGCCUGAGUUUCAGUUCUCACCUGCCAGUUAAUUACAGUGCACGACAGGACAAAUUGCUUUCUGAGCCCGUGUUUCCUCACCUGUAGGAUGGGUUAGUGUACUUGCCUUGUGGAGGAGUAGUGUACGUUGAGAUCACGUU